Messenger RNA from Cherax quadricarinatus, 2486 nucleotides. The record is from RefSeq and is a predicted model, not a curated record. Lineage: Eukaryota; Metazoa; Arthropoda; Malacostraca; Decapoda; Parastacidae.
AGUAAACUCUUACCAAUACUUGCAUUACUUUGCCAGUUGUUGGUCUCAUCCAUUUUUCAAUGUAAAUAUAAUGAUUUCCCAUUAUUGUUAUCUUGGACCUUUUUACCUUUUCAUAUUUCCCAAUCAUUUCUCAUUGCUGUAUAUCUGAUGUGUGUAGUUUUCUUUCAUAUUUGCUUUCAUGAUAACCAAACCGGGAUAGAGAAUUCAACGAAAAUUUCUGUAAGUGUAAAUGGCUAAUGUUAAUUGUGUAAUUAUUUUUUAGGUUUUCCAAAUGUGUCAUCACGAGCUGAUCUUGUAUAUAGGGUUGAGGAUUUUCCAGGCCAGGCAUUCACUAUACGUAUGGCUACUUAUAUGAAGGAACUAAAGCCAAACAUGAAACAGUGUUGUAACAAGCGUGGCUGGGAAGGAUGGUUGGAGCUGGGUCGAUGGGAGAGAGAGAUGGUGGUGCCAGAUGUGUCACGUGUAUUACGGCGUCCACUGGGGUCUGAUCUUGAGCCAGUUACACCAUUGAUUCAUGCCCUCUUUCACCGUCUACGUGCUACCAAUUUAGAGAUGACAUCACCACUCAGUAAUGCAGACACCCUGACCUCUGACCGAUACGAAAGCCACCUGCUGGAGUUAUUAAAUUCCAGUCAUGCCCAUGUGAUCUCACUCACCAAGGAAGACAUUAAUGCCUGUGCAUUAAAUGAAUCCACUACCAAUUUGAAGCUAGUCUUUGAUGACAAGCAGUCAGUUUACGUUGUACCCUACAUGGAGCUGGACAUGACAGGAUUCGGUGGCAUGAAGAUUCUAUGUCGAUGUUUUGGACUCUUCUAUGACGAUCAUUCCUCACCACGAGGACUGCACCGAGGGCUGUUACGGUUCAGUAUGGAAGGAAAUGAAGUAAUUUUUCUAAGCAAUAGAAACCAACACUUUGCAAUGUCACCCUACAAUACAACCACACUCAGUCUGCCGUAAAUAAUUCAAGUUAUCCUGCGAUAAAUUGGUAGCGGGAAAUAUGGUGCCUGUAUUCUGAGGGAAGAAUAGGGAUGUUGAAAUUCAAUGGAUUAUUUGAAUUGUGAUGUCUCUACACCUGGAACUAGAGCUAGGGAAUGAGUUAUGGUGAAUGUGAUUAUUUUUUUGGUAUUAUCCUUCCUUAGUGGGAUAUGGUAGCUAUUAAAUAAAAUGAUACUACAGUAUUAAUGCACAAGAUUCCAUCUUUUCUUUUUUUCUAAUUGUGUUAAUAACUAAAUUGCACUUUAUAGUAUUAAGAAUUCCUAUUUGUGAUUAAUAGAGGAGCAUAAAAGUUGCCCCAUUAAAGGCAGAGUUCAUAACUGUUAUUAUAAGUUCUGUGUACUGAAUGAGAGAUGAUGUUCAUUAAUAUGACUUUUUAGUGUAGAUGGUUGUUCUUUGAUUAUUGCUUGAUGUGCUUUAUGAUCAACAACCUUAUCAUUUUUUUAAGAAUUAAAUUUUUCUCUCAUCUCAAUUUUAUUCUGAUAAUUUAAUGUGAAAUAAGAUUUAUUAUAAAGAAGUAUCAGUUUAACAAUUUGGUAGCUUAACUCAAAUAAUGACACUACUAAAUAGGCUGUAAAAUAUUGGUAAUGCAUAGGACUUCAAUCUUCAUUAGUUUUAAGUUAGCAACCACACACAGCUGGAUACAGCAAGUCCUUGCUUACAGUCAUUUCAUCAUGACAUUGAUGAGAAAAAAAAAAUAUAUUCAAAGCCAGGGCCCACUGUCUGUGUGGAGUUUGCAGAUUCUCCCCAUGUCUCAUGGGUUUUUCUCCGGGUACUCCAGUUUCUUUACACAUCCCAAAGAUGUGCAUGUUAGGUUAAUUAGAAUGUCUAAAUUGUCCCAGUAUGAGUGAGUGGGUGUGUGAGAGUGCCCCUUGCCAUAUUUGUUAUUGAACUGUGGUGGUAGAAGGUGCUCCUUACAGUAUUUGCUUUGCAAACAUUUAUUCCUUGAUUUAACCCUGUUGCAAUGAGUGUUAAAGGUGCACUGUGCACCCCUCAGUUAGCAUGUGGUAAAAUUGGUUUUGUUAAACAUCAUUUCACUUAAAGUUGCAGUUUCCAAGAACCUAUCAGUGACGUUAAGCAAGGGUACUGUAUAUGAAAUUGUUCCUGCUGUUACUAGCACUCCAGAACUGUAUAUCUAACUUGCACUUACCAGAGGUCAUCAAGUUUAAUGAUUUUUAAUAUUGCUAAAGGAUUAUUUUUGUAGCAUUGCUGUGCACAGUAUACCGGUACCUCUGAAUCAAAGGUUUUAAUACUGCAUACUUAGGUUUUCAAGGAACCAGUUUAUGAAGACAGAUGUUCAUUAAAUUUGCAAAAAAAUUAGGUUUGUAACUCUACAUCACUAAUUAUAACUUCAUUGCAAUUAAGGUUUGAUGAUGUGUACAGUUUUACUUUAUUAAGUCAUAAACUAUAAAUCUAUUUUAUAUGAUUAAACUGUAAAAUCUAGAGUGAAUUUACGUACAGUAUUUAUCAAAAUAAAUAUUUAUUAUGCACAA